AUGUUGUUUGCACUUUCCGCCCUAUCAGGCGCUGCUCAGGCACCAACAAGAUUGCUUGAGAUCACAACAAGACCAUACUUAUAUGGAUUGUCUCAGAAGUUAGGCAGACAAAUCACAACUUUCAAAGAUAUUCCAGAAACCGAAUUCCAAUCAUGGAAGGAAAAAGGUUUCGAAUGGGUUUGGUUCAUGGGUGUUUGGCAGAUUGGUGAAUACGGCCCACAACAUGACAGAACAGAUCCAGGAUUAAAGAAAUCCUUCGAUACAGUUUUACCAGGCUGGACAAACGACGAUGUUAUUGGCUCCCCAUAUUCCAUCACUGAAUACAAGCUCAACAAGCAACUCGGUACCGAAGAAGAUUUGAAGUGGCUCCGUGAAAAACUUCAUUCUUAUGGAAUGAAGCUUAUGCUCGACUUCGUUCCAAACCACUCCGCAUGCGAUGCCCCAACCAUCACAUCAAAGCUCAACUUCUACGUCCGUUGCCCACAGGGUCAAUCAAUUGAUCCAGCCAAGUACAUGAGCAACGGCAUCGCUUAUGGCUGUGGCAUCUGGUGCGCUCCAUGGACAGAUGUUGCCCAAUACAACUACGCUGAUGCUGAAUUCCGUCAACAUCAGAUCGACGUCCUUAAGUACAUCGCUUCCCUUGCUGAUGGCUGCCGCUGCGAUAUGGCUCACCUCAUCAUCAACGACGAAUUCUGGAACUACUGGCAGACACAACUCUCAUCUUGGGGCUAUUCCAAGCCAUCUACAGAAUUCUGGGCUGAUGCAAUCUCUGCUGUCAAGGCUGUUUAUCCAAACUUCAAGUUCAUGGCCGAGAGCUACGGUGAUGUCCUUUCCAAGCUCCAUUCCUUUGGAUUUGAUUGGGCAUACGACAAAGACCCACUUGACAAGAUCUACAAACACGAUGUCAAGGGCUACCAGCAGUACGUUGCUAACCACAACCUUGACUUCUUCUCAAAGACAGCUCACUUCACAGAAAAUCACGAUGAACCACGCGCCAUUUACAAAUUCUGGAACUGGAAUCCAGCAGCAGACUGCGCAACAGCUACAUUACUUACACUCCCAGGCUUGAGAUUCUUCAAUCAGGAUCAAUGGCUCGGAUACAAGAACAAGAUCGACGUUCACCUUCGUAGAGCAGUUUCUGAGAACCCACGCAGUGAUGUCUUCUCAUUCUACACACAGCUCUUCAAAGUUCUUGACACAGAUGCACUCAAGAACGGUCAGUUCACACAGUUGUGGGUUUCUGGAAGUGAUACAAUCCCAGCAUGGAAGUGGGUAUCCGGAAACCAGCACAUUUUGGUUGUCGCCAACUUCAAUGAGAACACAUCUGGCGGUUCUGUUGUAUUGAGCGAUGCUCCAGGAUCAGGAAACAUUGAUGUCAAGGAAUUAAUGUCCGGAACAACAUACCAGAGAGAUGCCCAGACACUUCGUACAUCUGGCCUCUAUGUGGUACUUUCUCAGUACCAAGUUCAGGUUUUCCAGUACUAA
Messenger RNA from Trichomonas vaginalis G3, 1485 nucleotides. Its product is annotated as alpha-1,4-glucan:maltose-1-phosphate maltosyltransferase family. Gene Ontology annotation, biological process: carbohydrate metabolic process. The record is from RefSeq and is a predicted model, not a curated record. NCBI's taxonomy places the organism in Eukaryota, Parabasalia, Trichomonadida, Trichomonadidae. Bases 1 to 1485 code for a protein of 494 amino acids. The transcript has a single exon.